Molecule: messenger RNA, 795 nt
Organism: Spodoptera exigua (beet armyworm)
Lineage: Eukaryota; Metazoa; Arthropoda; Insecta; Lepidoptera; Noctuidae
Source: the annotation of a GenBank genome assembly
AUGGACGGGAUUGAUAAAGAUUCUUUGGAUAAACUGCAGCAGCUGAUUGAUCAGACCACUGAGCCAGGAAAGGCUCCAAAUAGGAAGGCCAUUAUUGAUAUGCUGGAUACUGUUGACAUAGCUGAUGAUGUGAAGGAAAAUUUGAAGGCUAUGUUGACUGGUGAUGUCCCGAAGGUCUUUGGCGGUUAUGCUGGGGGCUCUCUGCUGGCUAUUUUUUUCAUUAUACUAGUUUUCGCGUUGAUAGCAAUCGACGCCGCCCAUGGACAUCCCGACCUUAUGGGGUUUAUCUUUAGAAGCCAGACCAAACGGAAAACUAAAAUGGCGGAUCAAGAAGAUUUAGAACAGACACAGGACCCAGGAAUGUCCAUCAGCAAAAUGAUUGGUGAGAAACUGACAGAGUCAAUUCAAAACAUGGAUGUAUUUAGCACACUUCAAAAGAUGGUUUCAAUGGAGCCUGGUGAUGAAGAAUCGGAAGGAAUACAGAACAAAUUAAAAGGUGUUUUGGAGAAGUUUAGAGAUAUGAGUCCUGAGGAGAAGAAGAAGUUUGCUGCGCAGAUUAAAGAGGGUCUUGCGAGCAAAUUGAGUAUGAGAUUGAAGGAUAAUGCCAUGUUGGCUGGCGUUGAAGAUGCUAUCAGAAGUGCAGUGGUGACGAAACUCUACAUGGUUGCUGCAGCUGUCCUAGUCUUCAUUCUAGUGCUAGUAUUCUUCGGCUAUAAGCUAUACAAAUCUAUAAAGGAGAAGGAGAAGAAGCGAGAAGAGAAGAAAAAAGCGAAACAAAUGAAGAAAAAGAAGUGA